AUGAGGAACAACAAGUGGACUGGGAAAUUCAAAAAUGGCAGGCUUGUGAUUCAUUUAGGCAAGGCCUGCAGAUCGUGGAUCAGUGAAGGGAGAGGCGUUAUCCCUGCUUCGCUGCCGGUGUUGGUCACCGAAAGUGGUUUAUUUGUUAAACUUGAUCAAGCGGCGGUGCCCAAAACCCUAGGUGACUUCACUAGUAAAGAAAAUUGGGACAAGUUCUUCACUAUUCGAGGCACCAACGACCCUUUCGAGUGGUACGCUGAGUGGCCCGAGUGGCCCUACCCGCUCCUCUCCCACCUCCCGCCGAAUGCUGACGGCGGCGACGCCGCUCCUCAGCUGCUUAUCCCCGGUUGCGGGAACUGCGGGAACUCUGAGCACCUCUAUGACGCCGGAUACACUGGACUCACCAACAUUGACUUCUCCAAGGUCGUCAUCUCCGACAUGCUCCGCCGCAACGUCCGCCUCCGCCCUCACAUGCGGUGGCGCGUCAUGGACAUGACCAACAUGCAGCUUGAAGACGAAAUUUUUGAUGCAGUUAUUGAUAAAGGUGGAUUAGAUGCUUUGAUGGAGCCAGAGCUUGGCCCUAAGUUGGGAAAUCAGUAUCUCUCAGAGGUAAAGAGAGUUUUGAAACCAGGGGGGAAAUUUUUGUGCCUUACCUUGGCUGAAUCUCAUGUACUUGGUCUACUCUUUUCGAAGUUCCGCCUUGGAUGGAAAAUGAGUGUUGAUUCCAUACCUAUGAAGUCUUCUAAUAAAUCUAGCCUUCAAACAUUCAUAGUUGUUGUGGAGAAAGAGCUGUCUACUUCAGUGCAUCAGAUUACAUCGUUACUUCAGGAUUCAACUCUUCAUUGUAGUUCAAAACAGGCUUCUGGACUCCAUGAAGCUCUAGAAAAUGAAAAUCAACUUCGUGAAAAAUACACCAGUAGCUCUCAUAUAUUAUACUCUCCGGAAGAUCUGCAAGGGGAACUGACAAAGCUUUCCCCAGGUCGACGAUUUCAGCUAACUUUGGGUGGACAAGGGUGCUCUAUUUUUACCUAUCAUGCUGUAGUUCUUGAUGCUGAGGAACACUUUGACUCAUUUACCUAUCACUGUGGGGUUUUCAUUGUGCCUAAGACACGUUCUCGUGAAUGGCUUUUCUUUUCUGAAGAAGGACAGUGGAUGGUAGUCAGAAGCUCAAAAGCAGCUCGUCUCAUAAUGGUUUUGUUGGAUACCAGCCAUAUAAAGGCCAGCAUGGAUGAGAUUCAGAAAGAUUUGUCUCCGUUGGUUAAACAGUUGGCACCUGCAGAAAAUGAGAAUGGAGCACAAAUACCGUAUGUAACUUAUACCCAAUUCCUUUAUUUGUAUCUCCCUUGGUUUUGGCCCAUUUAUUUAAGUAACCACUAUAUUCUAUUGAGGUGUUAAUGUAUGUAUUCCCAA
Molecule: messenger RNA, 1410 nt
Organism: Arachis ipaensis
Lineage: Eukaryota; Viridiplantae; Streptophyta; Magnoliopsida; Fabales; Fabaceae
Source: RefSeq, a predicted model, not a curated record